Messenger RNA from Acanthopagrus latus (yellowfin seabream), 929 nucleotides. It is a transcript of the gene fxn, whose product is annotated as frataxin. NCBI's taxonomy places the organism in Eukaryota, Metazoa, Chordata, Actinopteri, Spariformes, Sparidae. The transcript has 6 exons. The record is from RefSeq and is a predicted model, not a curated record. Gene Ontology annotation, biological process: intracellular iron ion homeostasis; iron incorporation into metallo-sulfur cluster. Gene Ontology annotation, molecular function: ferroxidase activity; ferrous iron binding; 2 iron, 2 sulfur cluster binding. Bases 86 to 715 code for a protein of 209 amino acids. Gene Ontology annotation, cellular component: mitochondrion.
UAUGAAUCAGCCAAUGAAAACGAAGAAAAGAGGGCGGAAGAAGAACAGGACAUCCAUGAACUUGUGAGCAUCCCGGCUGUUGACCAUGUUAUCCUUAACCAGAACCGCCGGUAUUCACUCUCAGGUGUGUCACCUGGUCAACACUCAGCUGUUCACAGUGACAGCGCUGAGAGUCCGGACACUGUCGAACCAGGUAAGGAGAUUGUCUGACUUUACGGGGGUCCGUCCGUUUACCAAACAUCCGCUGAAUCCCAUCUGUCAUCUUCCGAACAAAUGGUUAGAGAGCAGAGGAGAUGGUGACCGGUGGAAGAAAAGCAUCCAUCUAACGUCCUCCAGGCAGGAGAAAACCAGCCCUGUGCAGAUAAGUGAGGCAGAAUAUGAGAAGCUGGCAGACGAGACACUGGAUGCUCUGGCUGAGUAUUUUGAAGACCUGAUGGAUGAAGCUUUCACUGCAGCAGACUACGAUGUUGUCUUCUCUAGUGGUGUGCUGACAGUGAAGGUGGGUGGGGACCAUGGCACUUAUGUCAUCAACAAACAGACUCCAAACAAACAGAUCUGGCUGUCCUCUCCUACAAGUGGGCCAAAGCGCUACAGCUGGACAGGUGAACGCUGGGUGUACACUCAUGAUGGCAUAAGCCUCCAUCAGCUGCUUUCUGAGGAGUUUUCCAUUAUCUUUAAUAAAAACAUUGACCUUUUUGACUUAGCCUAUUCCUGAGUCCCCACACCUACUGAUGACCUGCCUGCGAUGUGACUCAUGAAACAACUAUAGAGAAUAUGGGAGACAAAGACACAUACUCAUGACCUUUAAGAGAGCAGUUGUAUAUAAUGUCACUGUGUGUGAGCUGGUCUGUUAUCUGUACAUUCUGCAGUAAUAUAUUGUACAUUUGUAUUUUCUCAUUUAUUAUGUAUAAAUAAAAAAGAAGAAAAGA